AUGACAGAGAUGAUGCACGCAUGGCGAAUGUCAAUUGGCAAGACCCCACCCAUCUUCCGUAGCCGCAUCCCGAUCCCCACUCCAGGACCAAACACAGUCCUAGUCAAACUUCACGCAAUGGGCGUUUGCCACAGCGACUGCGCAAUCCGCGACAUGCAAGAGAUUCCACCCUUCUGGCGGGAAGAAUUCACUCUCGGACACGAAGGAGCCGGGGAGAUAGUCGCACUAGGCGACAAUGUCACUUCCCUAGCCGUCGGAGAUCAUGUAGCAGUCCACCCAGUCACAGGCUGCAAGUCCGAGAAAUGUGUGCAUUGUGCCCACGGGUGGGAGCAAGCGUGCAAAGCCGAAGACAAUGGCAAUCACGGGUUGGGCCAAGAUGGCUUCUUCGCAGAGUACGUGGUCUGCAGAGCAGAUGCCGCGGUUGUCAUUCCGAAAGGUGUGAAGAUACAGCAAGCAGCCGUUUCCCCAGACGCGCUGCUCACGGCCUAUCAUGCUGUAAAGUAUACUGCUGGAGUGACUCCCAAAGACACAAUCCUGAUCAUGGGACUCGGCGGAUUGGGAUUGAAUGGAUUGCAAGUCGCGCAGCAUCUUGGAGCAAAACGUGUCUUGGUAUGCGAUAGGGAGCAGGGAGCUGUGGAUGUCGCCGUGCGAUUGGGUGUCGCGAAAGAAGAUGCGUUUUGUACCGCGGAUCCUGAUGACAAACCUGUUCAUGCUGUGUUGGAGGAGAGGGGAAUCGUGGUUGAUAUCGUGGUUGACUUUGUUGGCCAUGAACAGACAGUACUUGGGGCACAGCUCGCCGUACGGCCUGCAGGAUUGGUUGUGCUUGUGGGAUUGCUGAGUCCGACGGUCACUGUCAUUCCAGGAAUCAUCGUCACCAAUGUUCUGACGUUGAAGGGAUCAUUCUGUGGUACUGUGGAUGGCCUAAGAGAGUGUCUGGACUUGGUUGGUCGGGGUAUUGUCAAACCCGAGCUUGUCGAAGGCUCCAUCAAUGAUUUACCGCAGGUUUUGAAGAAACUAGAUGAUGGCAAGGUCCGUGGAAGACAAGUGCUGAUGCCCGAUUGGUUGAAUGAAGGAGAGACUUGA
Ramularia collo-cygni is the source of this 1083-nucleotide messenger RNA. Its product is annotated as related to alcohol dehydrogenase. NCBI's taxonomy places the organism in Eukaryota, Fungi, Ascomycota, Dothideomycetes, Mycosphaerellales, Mycosphaerellaceae. The coding region runs from base 1 to 1083 and encodes 360 amino acids. Gene Ontology annotation, molecular function: zinc ion binding; oxidoreductase activity. The record is from RefSeq and is a predicted model, not a curated record. The transcript has a single exon.